Podarcis lilfordi (Lilford's wall lizard) is the source of this 11114-nucleotide messenger RNA. The record is from the annotation of a GenBank genome assembly. Lineage: Eukaryota; Metazoa; Chordata; Lepidosauria; Squamata; Lacertidae.
UCACAAUGCCAUCUCAGGGGAUGAAAAGUAGUGACUGAUGGGAGUAAACCUCUUGCCUCUCCUUGCACAUGGCCUCCCAGUGCAUUUAAUGAAUGUUGAAACAGGUACACUGCACAUUUCCAGCACAUCGCACAAAGUAGGUCCCAUAUUUACAAUAACCUCAGAAUCCUAGUUUUAAUGUAUUUUUAACGUUGCAUAAAAAGGGAAUUAGCCAGUUGUCCCAUACAUGGCAGAAGCUGUAUGAAACCCUGGCUGCAUUCCACAUCAGCGUAAACCAUAGUUAAUGGUUUAUUGUCAAGGUGGAGAUAGUUUCCAUUUUGUUGCUCCCUUAGUACAAGCAGGGGAGACCAUGACCCCUUGCUUAGCAUUAUGUCCAAACCAGGGAUUGUGGUUUGUGUCGCUCAAACAAGCCAUGGACAAGAAAAGCGCACAUCUUAGGAUUCACAUAGCAGGUUUUUUUAUUGGGGGGGGGGGGGAGUGAAAUAAACAAUGAUCCCUGAUCCGGACACCAUGCUAAGCCAGAAAUUGUGGUUUGCUGUUCCAGUUUGUAUUACGGGAGGAGCAAAGUGGGAACAGUGCUUGCAUCCGUGGUAACUCUUCCACGACCUUUUGAUAUAGCCAUUAACUAAGUGCAAGGGAUAAGGGAUUUGGGGAGAAUUUGGAAUAUUGAAGCUUCCCCUAGAAAUAGAAGCAGCAUCCAACAGCGUAAAAGAGUAAGCUACAGUUUUGGGUCAGGGGAAAGAGCUGGAGAAGGGAAAAAACAAGGAUUUUAACAAAAGGCUGACAAAGACACAAGGGAUAGAUAGGAUUCUUCCACAGCCACAAAUUACUUGUAUUAAAUUUGGAGAAAAGAGCCAUAUUUUGAGAAGGAACAGUGAAUAAGGGGGGGAGGAGGGGAGAGGAGUUUAAUUUUAUUAUUCUCCAGUUGCUUGAAGUGUCAAAGAGCACAUAACAGAAGCAGUGACCCUUCCACCCUAAGGCCAAAAUCAGGUGACUUACAAAAUGCUAAAUAUUGGGGCUAUCACUUUGGAAAAUGUUAUGAGAGAAGCUGUUAGCUAAAAGGAUUCAGCAGCAGUAAAUAUAUUUGUGAAAUUAUUUCAGUUAUGACUUGGAUUAUCUCAAAAGGGAUACACCCUUUUGAGACAUGGGCAUGAUUUUUCUACAUGAACUGCAUAGACAAUUUGUUUGAAAACCCAAAUCCUUAAAAAGAAAGGGUGCUUACAUGGUGUUCCCCCUAAAUGUUCCAUCUUAUUCUGGGAUUAGCAGAAUUAGAGCCAAUUGCUUUAAACCAGUGAGUGAAACUGCUGUUUCAAAAAGGAGGCAAUAUUUUACAGUAGGUGGGGUUAUUUAAAUGCAUAUUUUAAGUUUAAUAUAAUUACUAUUAUUUUUUUGUUUGAGACAUGCUAAGAUUAUGGUUAUAAAAGUUUAAUAGCGUGGGCCUUACCCUCUCCUCUGAUCCUACCGGUUGUGAUAGGAAUGCCUCCAGAACUGUACUGUACAUGUCGCCUAGAAUGAGCGGUAAUUAUAUAUAUUGCGAGGUUAAUCAGCAGUCACUACACAGUUGUGGAAAUCACAAUAGAGAUAUGUCAAGCAUGAAUACCUUCUGGCAGCCUGAAAAAGCUUUCUUGGUUGGGCUGGCUUUCAACAGCCAUAGUAAAGCUAAUGUAGAUUUAUUUUAAAUAGGUUUUAAUGUGGUAUCCUGUUAAUCACUUAUUUUUUCAGUAGUUGCUACCAAGCUUUUGUAAAAGAGCUGGGUAGAAUCUAAAACCAAUAUACAAUUGUCUAAAAGGCAAUACACCUCAGAUUAUCAGCAGCAGAAGACGUAUUUUCCAUUAGGAGGCUGUAGAUGGUGGAAGACAGUAGUAAUUUUACAUUCCUGCUGUUUUUGUUGAAAUAAGAUGCUAUCCACUCCUCCACAAAAGCCUCAGCAUCAAAAUGUAAGACACAAGUACAAUAUAAAUACUUAAUGCCACAAUUGCUAUUAAAUACUUUAAAAGCCAAGCCUAGUAGAUCUACCUUACUGGGCAUCACUUUUCAUUCGAGUAAGUCAAGCAAACAAAGGAGCAAGAAUAUUGUGAGCAAGUACUUACUUUUUUAGUUCCUAGGAUAGCAUUAAGAAAGAAAGACAGAAAACAGAAAGGUUAAGAUGGCUUUGUUUCCAGAAUCGUACUAGCCAAAGAGUAAAGCCACCAAGAGAUUCAAACCCACCAUCACAGCACAAUCCUACAAGAUAAGUAGUAGCUGUUUAUGGCACUGUGCAGAAGUGGAAAUAUCUGAAACACAACGCAGCAAAAAAGGGUUUGACUCUUAAAAAACCAGCUCCACUCCCAAAGGGUAGCUCUCUCCCCUGUAUGUAACAUGAAAGCUUCGCCCUCUAUGGCAGGAGGCUACCAUAAUAGAGAAUCCCUCAGAAGGCCUCAUAAUGAAAAGAAAAAUGUAUUAUGACUAUUAUUAUUUAACUCUAUUACCUGCCCUUCACCAGCAAGGUCCCAGCGGAAGUUACAGAUGCUGAAAAAUCAGUAUUAAAACAGUUUAAACUAAUUACUAUUGCAGGAAUAGUGUGGAUCCUGAAAGCACACUUCUCAGGUGUCAAAGACUGUUAGAUGUAUAAGGAAGGUGCUACACACACACAUAUCUGUAGGGAAGGAUUUCCACAACUUAGGGGCUACUGCAGAGAAUGCCCUGGUCCGGACCAACCUCUCUGCUCCGAUCUUCCGAGGGUGGUGGAACUGCAAAAUCCUCAAGUAAAGAUUUGCACCUUAGCUUAAAAAAUAAUGACCAAACUGCGGGAGGCAGUAGAAGACAAGAGUGCCUGGCGUGCUCUGGUCCAUGGGGUCACGAAGAGUCGGACACGACUAAACGACUAAACAACAACAACAACCUUGGUUCUGAUGGGGAGGAAAAACAUUUGAGAAAAUAUGUCACCAGGUCUUAAGGCACUUGUGUUUUUCCCAAUCCUAGUUAAAGGUAUUCUGUCACAGUGUCAGGUUAGAGAUGCCUGUCCGUUUUCUGAACCAGAACCCUCAACACAACAGUAAGGGUAGGAACCUUAAAAAAAAGCCCUGUUGGAUUAGGCCAAAGGCCCAUCUAGUCCAGUAUUCUGUUUAAAGGGUCACCUAAAAUAAAAACUCAAAAGUGGGGGGGGGGGGGGGGAGAGAAGAACAAGGACAGAGGAAAUGCUGCUAUAAAAAGAAAAGGGAAAUCCAACAGCAAACAUUUAAUGCAGGGCAGAAAAAAAAUAUGUAUGAUCCACAAGCAGUUAAGAUAGCAUACAGUAGUUAACAACAUUGAAUUAAAAAUGGAACAGUGGUUAGAAUGCAGGAAAUGCAAAGAUAGAACUGUCACAGGCAGAUAUACUCAGGAAUGCUGCAGUGCUUUAUAGCUACAGCAGAUGUUGUAGCCAGUCAUGGUUCUAAGACGGGGCAGUAACAAACCAGAAACCAGAAACAAUCCCUCACAUUUAUUAUUAAGAAGUAAAUGCAGACACAUUUCUUUAGCUGUAUGAAGAAGCUGGGCUAGAGAAGGUUGGUGAAAGAAUUCAAUCCUUGGGUGGCAGAGAUAUGCAGAGAGCACUGUGUGAAAUAAAGUUUCCUCUUGAGAACGCCUCGGACUCCAUCACAAACAGUUCACUUGCGAGUAGAAAGGAUCACAUAUGUGGCAAGAGACCACCUAGUGAGAAAAUGCAGUUUUUUGUAUAUGCAUCCACAAACUUCUUGAAGUACAGCUUUAUAUAUUUCCUGGAGGAAGGUUGCAUUGGCUCACAGCUGCUUGGAAACAACCUCAGGAAUUAUUCAAGUUCAUGGAAGACAGGACUACCAUGGCAAAAACAGAAGACUAUGCCUGAAACUACCAAUUUCACCUCCAACUACCAAACGAUGACACAAAAGGAAGUGAUCAUGCCUCGCUUGGAAGCAUUUCAAAAGCAUCCAUAAGGCCACUGUCUGAGGCAAAAAUGCCAGAAUAAGCAGCCUUUGGGUAUGAUUCAGCAAAGCAGUUCUUCCGAACCCAUAAGAUAGGUCAGCAUAAGAGAGGCAGUCAGGUGGUCAGUCAGAAUAGCAUAGCAGCCUGAUUUAGAAUGGCAAAAACCAGCUUUAAAUGCUAGCAGCCAAAAUGGCCAAUUGCACACCCCGGCAACUUGGCGUUUACCUAGCACUUUGAAGAACUGAAAGGACUUCACAAACAUUACAUUAAUAUCCUGCCCUUCCUCCAAGAAGCUCAAAGCAGCGUUCAUGGCUCUCCUUCCUCUUAUUUCAUCCAGACAGCAGUCCCAUGAGGUAGGCAAGGAUGAGAGAUGGUGACUCACGCAACAAGAUCGGCCAAUGAGAUCCACAGCUGUGUGAGAAUUUGAACCCAAGUCUCCCUAGACACUAUAACCAAUGUGCUACAGCAAUGCUAUAGAAGAGACCAGUUAUCAUCCCAACUUAAGGCCAAGAGACAAUCAUUUGCCUAAGGCAGCCUACAAUGUUGAAUCAUAGUCAAGAUUUGGAUCAGCAACCUCUCAGAUUUAUUCUCUGGGCCAAUUACAACCCAACUCACGACCACAUCAAUGGGAAAGGUAAGACUGGGAUGAGUGGAAGAGCACCCCAAGUUCCUCAGAGAGAAAAAGUGGAGUAAAAAAAAUUCAUAAAUAACCCAGCACCCCUCUUCUUAAAGUUGAAUUUUUCACUUUGCCACAUAUUACUAUAGUUUUUUUAUAGCAACAUCUAUGCGUAUGGUGCCUUACAAACAAGUUAGACAGGUCCCUGCCCUAAAAGGGCUUACAAUCUAAAACAGACAGAGGGGAAACACAGGAAGGGGGGUGCAAAUGGCAGCAUUUUUGUGUACCCCACUUAGAGGUGUUUAAAUAUUGUUCUACAAACACAGCCAGAUUAAUAAAUACGCCACUAUUUCAGUUCCAUUUGAGUUCAAUUACUUUUAUGCAACCACCUUUCGCUUUUUUUACUUUAGCUUUUUGAAUGCUAUCCGUGCUGUCUUAAUUUGUGUAAGCUGCCUUGACACCUUGUCUGGGGGGGGAGGAGGAGAAAAAGGGUGGGAUAUAAAGCAAGAAAGGAAUAACAACAAUAAUUUUCUAGCCAGGAAAGAAAGGAAGAGGAAGGCAAAGGAAGUGGACCAGAUGAUCCCUAGGGAUCUCCUCCCGAUUCUACAAUUCUACCUAUAAAAGGGGCUCUUUCCUAACCCGCCUCCUGCUUCCAUACAUGUGGGGGGUGGGAGUAAGAAAAAAAAAUCACAAUAAAACCAGGAACGCCACCCGACCCCACCCCCAUCCAUCUUCCCUCUCUCCACCCCCUUUCUUUUUUCCUUUUUUUCUUCUCCCCCUAAUGCCUCAACAAAUGAAACGGAUUUGUAAAAAUGUUACAUGGGGGGGAAAAAAUACGAGGCAUUUCACUUACUUCUGUAAAACAAGAAAACCCUUAAUAAAAUAUUUUUUUUAAAAAAACCCAGGAAAAUAACACAAAAACCCUGAAGCAAAGGGGGUCAGACUAGAUGGCCCUUUGGGUUCCCAUUCCAUCUGCAAGGGGCGCCCUUCUCCUUCCCCCCCCCCGUUUUGGCGGUCCAAAGUCAGGCCCCCGCGGUGCAUGAUGGGACGUGGGGGGGGACGGUUUCUGCUCAAGCCCAUUUUUGAAGUAUCAGGGCCCCCCCUCUUUUUUGCCGGUAAAGCGUCGCCUAGCAACCCCUUCUCACCUCCCCCCCCCCCGUGAGAAGAAAUGGUCUCUACUCACGCAAUAACCGUUAGGUGAGAGGAGGGAAACGGUAUUUUUUUGGGGGGGGGGGAACCCGAGAGGAAGAACCAGCAGCUGCUCCGCUCCGCGCGGUCUCCGCCUGAGGAAAGAGAGAAGGCACGCGCCGCGCGGGGGGUUCUGGGAACGCGGCUGCUCGGAACGCGCCAUCCCCGCUUGGAAAUAGGGGGGGAGGGAAUGGGUGCAAGCAGAGAAAAAGGUGGAAGUUGGGGAGACGCGGAGCAAAUGGAGUCGUGAAUGGUUUUUUUUGGGAGGGGGGUUAAUAAUCUUACUAACGGUCAACAAUGUGCAGGUGAAGUUAAUCCGUUUUCUUUUCUUUUUCUUCCACCCCCUACUAGAGGGGUCGUCAAUGGAAUAGCUCGGUCCGGUGAAAGUGGGUGGGGGGGAGUGAAAAGGCAAAACAGGAUGACGGCAGCGUGAGGCUAAACUUUUAGCUUCUUUUUCAGAAAGAUUAUUUUUGUUACGUUUUUUUAAGGCAACAUAUCCGGUGAAACAGACUUGCGGAUUUCAGAAGGCAGAAAUCCCAGUUUCUUUCACUGGACUAUCUCCCCCCCCGGAUUCGACGGGUUGGAACGAUCCAAAAGAGAGCAUGAGAGAGUCCAACAGACCGCCAAACAUGGGGGAGAGCAGCAGAGGAGAGGAAGAUUCCAUGGAGAGAAAAGGGUGGGGGGACGGAAAGGGAGCUGUCCCGCGGCGCAUGCGCCUUCUCGGCCGGCCUGCCCUAUCGGAAGGCGAGAGAGGCAGAGAAGACAAAGGCGGCCGCUCCGCCCCUCCCGCCCCUCCCUCGCUUUUCAGCUCUCCCCGGAUAUAACGCGCCCCGCUUUUCCCGCGCUCCCCCCCCCCACAAUAAGCCUCCCUCUCGCUUGUUUGGCGCACUUCCUCAGGGGGGCUUUGAAAGGAGCCCGUCAUGGCAGGGGGGCAAGGUGCCCUCCUCCCUGCAGUGGAAGGGAUCGGGGCCCCAGGCAGCCCUGGGGGGGACCAGGCCUCCCCCAUGAAACAGCCACCAGCGUCAGGUGAGCCUGCAGGCUCCUCGCACCGGCCCUGUGGCAAGCCUGACGACGACCUUGCGAGGCGGGCCCCCCGUGCCGCCCCAUCUUCCCCGCUGCCAGCGUCCAAGAUGGCUUUCCGCCGGGCCUACUCCAUCAAGGACAAGCUGCAGGCCAUCGAGCGCGUGAAGAGGGGCGAGCGGCAGGCUUCGGUGUGCCGGGAUUUCGGGGUGCCCGGCGGCACCCUCCGCGGCUGGCUGAAGGACGAGAGCAAACUGCGCUGGUUCCUGGACCAGUUAGGGGGCGAGGUGGGCACGCACCGCAAGAAGAUGCGCCUGGCCAACGAGGAGGAGAUCGACCGCGCCGUCUACACGUGGUUCCUCGCCUUGCGCCAGCACGGCGUGCCGCUCUCCGGACCGGCCAUCCAAGCCCAGGCCGAAGCCUUUGCCCGGCAGAUCUACGGGCCCGACUGCACCUUCAAGGCCAGCCACGGGUGGUUCUGGCGGUGGCAGAAGCGGCACGGCAUUUCCAGCCAACGCGAGGGGGGCGGCUUAGGUGCGGCGGGCGACACACCUGCCCUCCAAGCCGAAGCGGACGCCGCUUCCCCCUGCUCGGCCUUCUCCAACCAUACCCGGCCUCCCACGGCUGCUGCGCCACCAGAUGAAGGCGGCUACAGCGACGACCAAAUCUACAACGCUAACAUCACCGGGCUUUAUUGGAAGUUGCUGCCUGGCCAGGCCCCACUGUCGCAGUCUCUCCCAUCGUGGGCGGGAGACGGGGUCACGGUCUUGCUCGCCGCAAAUCUAACUGGCUCCCAUAAGCUGAAGCCGCUGGUGGUGGGAGGCCUGCGGGACCCUCCUUGCCUCCGGUGCCACAAGAGGGAGACGCUCCCGGCUUGCUACCGCUACAGCCCCCGGGCCCGGCUGGACCGCUCCCUGCUGCGGAUUUGGUUCUUCGACGAUUUCGUGCCUAGCGUGAAGCGCUUUUUGCGACACAGCUGCCUCCCGCAGAAAGCUGUCCUUCUGCUCAGCUGCUCCUCUGCGCACCCUGAGGAGUCACCCCAACUUCAAACUUCGGACGGGUCUAUCCGAGCGCUCUUCCUUUCCAAGGCGGCAGGAGGGUCUUUGGGAGGCAGAGGCCGGAUUUUGCCACCGCUGGAACAGGGCGUCGUGUCGGCAUUCAAGCUGCUGUACAAGCGGGAGUUGUUGCGCUUGGCCGUGGCGUGCCUAGCGAGAGGAGCAGCCGUGGGGGAGUCCGAAAAACCUGGUGGAGAGCUGGACUUUGGCCGCUCUUUUCUCCUGGAAGAUAUGCUCUGCCUAGCUGGCCUGUCUUGGGAUCUCAUCCCGGCUGGAUCCAUUGAGAAAUGUUGGCUGCUUGGCCUGCGUGCGGCCUUUGAGCCCCACUCCAGAGGGGAAGAGGAGGAGUCGGGAGAGGCCUCUGCAGGUGUGGACAACCUGGACUUUGCUGACCUCGUACACCUUGCUGCCCUUACCUGCAAGCGCGUGGCUCCAGAGGAAGUGGCCGAUUGGCUCCACUUAGAUGAUGUCAUUCCGGACACAGAGGAAGGGGAAGGCGAGGAGGAAGAAACUGUUGGGACAAGAGAUGGUGGAGGUGGCGGGAGUGAUGGAAUGGGAGAUACUCCGCCACCCACUGCCCGGGAAGCAAUACAAGGCCUGCAGAAGGCCUUGCGCUGGCUGGAGAGCCAGGAUCCCCAGGAAGUUGGGACGCUGAAGGUGGUCCAGCUCCGGUCCUUCAUCAGCAUGGCGCAAAGGCUGCAGAAGGCAGCUGAACCCGACUCAUGGCAAGGCGGCUCAGAGCAAAACAGCUAACCAGAUUAUCGCACUCACCUACAUAUCUGGUGGAAGUGUUUACUCUUUAUGCAGCAAUAGGGGAUGGUGCUGUGUGUCCACUGGGAGGUGCAAAUACGGCACAAUCAGGGCAGAACAGGAGAGUUCCUUCCCCCUCCCUAUGAGCAUUGGGGUGAGGCUGUUAAAGGGGCUUGACUCCCCAAGUUCUGGGGGUUGAAAAAAGUGGCUAUUACAGCAGAGAGGCAGGAGGGGUACCUCUGCUCCCUAAACCGUUUGCUCAGGGUGCAAUUCUUGCCUGUUCCCUGUGGUGGAACCACAUGGACUUCCUUCUUACUUAGAAUUUAUGCAUGGAGGCAGAGGUUUCCUUUCGAACACACUCUACACAGGGUAAAAUUAAAGACUUGUCCUGUCCAGCAGACAGGUUGAAAAAGUGGUCCCAAGGUGGAGACAAUCUCGUUGCAAGUUCAAAGAGCUUUGGGGGGAGGGAUGCUCCCUGAAAAAGGGGUGGGGAGUUUGCAGUGGUUUUCAAGUGUCAAACAAAAGAUUGAGGUGUAAGCUGGCCAUGUAUUCAAGCAUACUUGAAUAGAAAAGGGAAUGCGCAGAAGUACAAGAGAGGGCUCUAGAAUUCAAAUGUUACCUAAAAAGUUAUGUAUGAAAGGAGCAGAGCUGUGCAAUGGGAAGAGCGCCUAGGCAGGAGUAUAGUACUCUGUAAUUUUAUGCCAUCCGCAGCGUCAGAACGGACUAUUUGGUAACUCCCCUCACCCAACCACCUUUUUUUGUAAGCUUAUCACACUUGUUGAAAGGGCUGCUUGCUAUUCCCCUCCAUAUUUCCUCCUGAGUUUCUUGCUGAAUCUCUUUUUAAAAAUAAAACCAUGCUUUUCCAAGAAGCACACUGGAUCAGGACUGGUGAGAUGCCCAGGAAGCUUUGAGUGACGUACAGAGAGAUGAGGUGCUAACCCUCCAUGGGUUCGGAGUUACUUGGAUGCUUUGGAAAUAAGAGACCCACCUUGCCUACCAGCCAAAGAAUUGAUUUAAUAAAGUGAAAUGGUACAGCUACUGGACUCUCAACUUGUGAACAGACUUGAAUUGGACUUCAGAGACUUGAAUUUUCACUGUUUGUGUGUGUUUUUGGAGCUUUUUUGGGGUUAAUGCUGUCCUAUUACAGAACUGAAAAAACCCCAAGAUGAUUCCUGAACAUGCUUAAUGUGUUCCUCAAGAAGCAGACUCUUUUCCAUUUCAGAGUACAGUGGUACCUCGGGUUACAUACGCUUCAGGUUACAGACUCUACUAACCCAGAAAUAGUACCUCGGGUUAAGAACUUUACUUCAGGAUAAGAACAGAAAUCGCGCGGUGGCAGAGGGAGGCCCCAUUAGCUAAAGUGGUGCUUCAGGUUAAGAGCAGACCUCCAGAACGAAUUAAGUUCUUAACCCGAGGUACCACUGUACAGCAGUUAGUGGAAAAUAGAAGCCUUUUAUUCAAUCUACAGUGGAGCCUCUGGUUGCAAACGGGAUCCGUUCCAGAGCCCAGUUCACAACCUGAGCAGAACGCAACCCGUGUCUGUGGGUCACAAUUCACCACUUCUGCGCAUGUGUGUGACAUCAUUUUGAGUGUCUGCGCAUGCGUGAGCGACGAAACCCGGAAGUAACCCUUUCCGGUACUUCUGGGUUGCCGCAGGACACAACCUGAAAACGCUCAACCUGAAGCAAACGCAACACGAGGUAUGACUGUAUUGUUUUCCCAGUUCUGUGAUAAGAGAUCAGCGGUGGGAUCCAGUUGUUUUAAUGUAAUGGAUUUAUGCCUGUCCCUUUGCACCCUGGCUCCAGUAAGACAGUGGCACCCCAGUGGCGCACGCACAAUCUUUGAAUGAAGCACACUUGCCUGGGCCCGAUUGGAACCUACGAAAGGAAAAGUCCCGUCUCCCUUGCACUGUGUGAGCAAUGUACAAUUUUGGUCCCCUGUGCAGCGUUAGACCCGCGUAGGCCAGCUCUAGCUCAGUGGCAGAGCACAUUUAGAAAGUCUCAGUCCCCAUUCCCAGCCAAUCCCAGGAAGAGGUGGGAAAGAACUCUGAAAUGGUGCUGCUUUGGAAGCAUAAAUAUUGAUUCAAUAUACCGUAUUUUUCGCUCCAUAAGAUGCAUCUGACCAUAAGACGCACCUAGUUUUUAGAGGAUCAGCUCACAGUUGUGCAGGUUCUUUUGCAAAGGGGAAAAGCCGCUUUUUUAAAGGAUCAGCUCAAAGUUGUCGAGCUUACUUGCAAAGGGGGAAAAUCCUGUUUUUAUGGGGUUCAACUCACAGUUCUGCAGCUUCUUUAGGAUAGGAAAGGAAAGGGAGCCAUUUCUACAGUUUCCAGACAGAUAAUCUAAUCAACAAGUCACAUGUCGCUGGGGAAACAAACAGCCUCCGUCUGCAGAACAUUCAACAAUGGAGGCCUGGGCAAGGGGGCAGAAGGGGAGCCAGCGAUCAACCACUCAUUCGUUCCAUAAGACGCACAGACAUUUCCCCAUACUUUUUAGGAGGAAAAAAGUGUGUCUUAUGGAGCGAAAAAUACCGUAAUGCAGCUUCUAUGCUCCUAAGCUUCAGUGCAC